AAUUGCUCAAUACGCUCUGCAAUAACUCCUCGCUGCCACAUUUUCAUCCAUCUGUUUUCCCUUUCUUCUUCACUACUUCACUCUUCUCUCCUCUCCUCUUCUCUCUUUCUUCUUCCUCUUUGGUUCUUCAUCUUCUUCGUUUUUCUUUUUUGGUUUACCUCUUACUCUCUAUACCUACUUCUUACCAUAAAAGUUCUUGCCAAAGCUGCCCUGGAACCCACCUCAAGAUCCCCCGAAAACUGCUCUCGGAUUCACAAGAAAGAUAGACAUAUAGAGAGAGCUAAAGGGAGAAAGGAGACAGUGAAGACAAAGUUGGAUUUUUGGUGAUCUUAGCUGGGCGUUACAACUAUAUAUUUAUAUAGAUAUUUUUCUAUUUGCUUUUGGGGGGCUUAGCCAGAAUUUUAUCUUUGUCAACUCUAUCUUUCUUGUAUUAUAUUCUGUCUCUCUUACAUUGGUACGUGAGAACAAAGAUAUAUAGAGUCCAGAGAGAGAGACUCAUUUCAGCGGCAAAACAGAAAAACCAAAGUCAGCCCUUGCCAGAGAAUCUAUAUAUGAAAACCCUACUUUCUCUCUCUAAUCUCUAUAUAAAGUUAAAAAGAAACAAACUCCAAUCCCCAAGACCCGCUUAGUAGAGUGAGAGAAGCAGAUAUCUAGCUAUUAUCUGUGUAGUUUCACACUUCGCAGCCUGCUUACUAGGGUUCGUGGGUUGCGAAAUAUGCCUGCCGGAGUGAUGAAUCCGGCGAGAAACAUGCCGUCGAUGAUUGGGAGUAAUGGAAAUGUUGGUGGGUUUGGAUCCUCUUCAGGGCUUACCCUUGGUCAGAUUGAAAAACAAUAAGCUAUAUAGCUAUAGCUUCAGGAAUCUUAAAGAUCUGUAGAUAAUGUUCCAGCCAAACAUGCUGAUGGAGGGCCAACUUCACCAUCUGGACAUGACUCAAAACACAUCCGAAAGCGAUUUAGCUCGAAUUAGAGAUGAAGAAUUUGACAGUACUAAUACUAAGUCCGGCAGUGAUAACCAUGAAGGUGCUUCCGGUGAUGAUCAAGAUCCACGCCCCAACAAAAAGAAGCGUUACCAUCGCCAUACGCAGCAUCAGAUCCAAGAAAUGGAAGCUUUCUUCAAAGAGUGUCCGCACCCAGAUGACAAGCAACGGAAGGAGCUGAGCCGUGAAUUAGGGUUAGAACCAUUGCAAGUCAAAUUUUGGUUCCAAAACAAACGCACCCAGAUGAAGACUCAGCAUGAGCGCCAUGAAAACACACAGCUUCGAACUGAGAAUGAAAAGCUUAGGGCCGACAAUAUGAGGUAUCGAGAAGCUCUUAGCAACGCCUCUUGUCCUAAUUGUGGUGGCCCAACUGCUAUUGGUGAAAUGUCUUUUGAUGAACAUCAUUUGAGGCUCGAAAAUGCUAGAUUAAGAGAAGAGAUCGAUCGUAUUUCAGCCAUCGCUGCAAAGUAUGUUGGCAAGCCAGUGGUGAAUUAUCCUCUUCUAUCUGCUCCAAUGCCUCCCCGCCCGCUUGAACUUGGUGUUGGGAAUUUCGGAGCUCAGCCUGGCAUUGGAGGGGAGAUGUAUGGAGCUGGAGAUUUACUUAGAUCGAUAAGUGCACCUAGUGAGGCUGAUAAACCCAUGAUAAUCGAGCUCGCAGUUGCAGCCAUGGAGGAACUCCUUAGAAUGGCUCAGAUGGGUGAACCAUUAUGGAUGAGCAGUCAUGAUGGAACAAAUUCUGCGCUAAAUGAAGACGAAUACAUCAGGAUUUUUCCUCGGGGAAUUGGACCUAAACCUGCUGGUUUUAAAUGCGAGGCUUCCAGAGAAACUGCUCUUGUUAUCAUGAAUCACAUCAACCUUGUUGAGUAUCUCAUGGAUGUGAACCAAUGGUCGACUGUGUUUUCCGGGAUUGUCUCAAGAGCGAUGACACUGGAAGUAUUAUCAACAGGAGUAGCAGGGAACUACAAUGGAGCCCUGCAAGUGAUGACGGCUGAAUUCCAACUUCCUACUCCACUUGUUCCAACUAGGGAGAGUUACUUUGUAAGGUACUGUAAGCAACAUGCCGAAGGGACUUGGGCAGUUGUUGAUGUUUCCUUGGACAAUUUACGCCCUAGUCCGGCUGCAAGAUGUCGAAGAAGGCCAUCUGGAUGCUUAAUUCAAGAAAUGCCUAAUGGAUACUCGCAGGUGACGUGGAUUGAACAUGUGGAAGUGGAUGAUAGAGGUGUUCAUAGCCUAUACAAGCAGCUAGUUAGCUCAGGCCAUGCUUUUGGGGCAAAACGUUGGGUAGCUACCUUAGACAGGCAAUGCGAGCGCCUUGCAAGUGCCAUGGCAACUAACAUUCCCACUGGUGAAGUUGGUGUGAUAACAAAUCAAGAAGGGAGGAAGAGUAUGUUGAAGCUGGCGGAGAGAAUGGUGAUAAGCUUUUGUGCUGGAGUGAGUGCAUCCACUGCGCAUACAUGGACAACACUAUCAGGAACUGGGGCUGAUGAUGUAAGGGUGAUGACACGAAAAAGUGUGGAUGAUCCUGGGAGACCCCCAGGGAUUGUGCUUAGUGCUGCAACUUCCUUCUGGCUUCCAGUUCCACCAAAAAGGGUUUUUGAUUUUCUUCGUGACGAGAACUCUCGAAAUCAGUGGGAUAUUCUAUCGAAUGGCGGGGUUGUCCAAGAAAUGGCACACAUUGCUAAUGGCAGGGAUACAGGAAACUGUGUGUCUCUUCUUCGAGUAAAUGUAAGUACCACACAGAGUGCGAAUUCGAGCCAGAGCAACAUGCUGAUUUUGCAAGAGAGUUGCACAGAUCCAACAGCCUCUUUUGUCAUCUAUGCGCCUGUUGACAUCGUCGCGAUGAAUGUGGUUCUUAAUGGUGGGGAUCCAGAUUAUGUAGCUCUUCUCCCCUCAGGAUUUGCCAUUCUUCCUGAUGGGACCACUGCGCAUGGUGGAGGCAUUGGUGGUGAAUCCGUGUCAGCAGGUGGAUCUCUUCUGACUGUUGCUUUUCAGAUACUGGUCGAUUCAGUUCCUACAGCGAAACUAUCUCUUGGCUCGGUUGCAACUGUCAACAAUUUGAUCGCUUGUACUGUUGAGAGGAUUAAGGCUGCUUUGUCGUGCGAGAAUGCCUGAGCUCCAAAUUGUUUUAUAUUCAUACAGUUCUUAACUGAAGAAGGAAACAAAGAGAGGAAAUGAGAAACAAAAAGAUGUGAAGAUUAUAUAUAUAGAAAAGAUGGAGAGAGAAGUCAAGAGCGCACCUCAGAUGAUCAUUUUGCACUAAGGGAUGGUUUUUGUUUAGGGUUAGAGGGAAACAGACUAAGCAUUUCAUCACUAGCGUUGAAAUGAAUUAGAGGUUCGGGUAUUGACUUCUCCAUAUGAAAAAAAGAAUCCUAAGUUAUAAUUAGACCUUAUUGUACAAGGUUGAGCUAUCUAUCCCCUUUUCUUCCAACUUAACAAUGUAGUUUAGAGAGGCAGCUACUGGGUUUUCCUUUGCUUUCCUUUUUGCUUUGUGCAAGUAGCUAAUUAAAUUCUGUCCUCUUUAUUUCCUUCUUCAAGUUGUAGUGUGUGUUCUCUGAAGCAUCAGUAAGUGGAAAAGAAGCUCACAUUUACUGAUAAAACAUUUGCUCCCACCCCCCCCCCCCCCCCCCCACCCCCCCCCCCCCCCCCCCCCCCCCUCUUUUUCCCAUCUUAAGAGCUUUAAAAAAUAGACUACUUUUCUUACUUGUCUUGUUA
Molecule: messenger RNA, 3689 nt
Organism: Ricinus communis (castor bean)
Lineage: Eukaryota; Viridiplantae; Streptophyta; Magnoliopsida; Malpighiales; Euphorbiaceae
Product: homeobox-leucine zipper protein HDG2
Exons: 13
Coding region: 879-3089 (736 amino acids)
Biological process (GO): regulation of DNA-templated transcription
Molecular function (GO): DNA binding; lipid binding; DNA-binding transcription factor activity, RNA polymerase II-specific
Source: RefSeq, a predicted model, not a curated record